AUGAGCUUAGUACACCUGCCAAACGAAAUACUUCUCUUCAUCACUGAGCGACUCCAACGCCCCAGGGAUAUCAAUGCACCCUCCCAGGUCACCCACCGCCUCUAUACGAUCGUUAACUUGCAUCUUUAUCGACACAACGUCCGCUUCGGUCACAGCACUCCCUUGCAAUGGGCAACAAGGCACGGGCUUGUGUCAACUGCCCGUAAAUUGCUCGAUGAGGGAGCCGCACUUAACGCCUGUGCCGGAUCAUCCUGGAAGCCACUGGCGCUCGCAGCUAAAUACAGUCAUGAAGAAAUAGUCCGGAUUUUACUAGAGAAAGGAUUCGAUCCAAGACCUACCACCGGAUGGACAGGCGAGACCAGAAUUCUUGGGACUCCGCUUUCAUUGGCAGUGGGAAAUGGCUACGAGUCGGUAGCCAGACUAUUAAUCGCGCAUGGCGCGACCUAA
This is a messenger RNA of Aspergillus tanneri, 447 nucleotides long. RefSeq names its product ankyrin repeat domain-containing protein. Gene Ontology annotation, cellular component: cytoplasm; nucleus. The record is from RefSeq and is a predicted model, not a curated record. The transcript has a single exon. NCBI's taxonomy places the organism in Eukaryota, Fungi, Ascomycota, Eurotiomycetes, Eurotiales, Aspergillaceae. The coding region runs from base 1 to 447 and encodes 148 amino acids. Gene Ontology annotation, molecular function: protein binding.